Salvelinus fontinalis (brook trout) is the source of this 2860-nucleotide messenger RNA. Its product is annotated as butyrophilin subfamily 2 member A2-like. The transcript is spliced from 16 exons. The record is from RefSeq and is a predicted model, not a curated record. Gene Ontology annotation, molecular function: protein binding. NCBI's taxonomy places the organism in Eukaryota, Metazoa, Chordata, Actinopteri, Salmoniformes, Salmonidae. Bases 177 to 2078 code for a protein of 633 amino acids.
GUACUUACCUUGAGAAAAAUAGGAGUUUACAGGAGAGGGAGAAUUAAGUGAAUCUCAGUCUUUUGUUAUGAUUUGUAGAAUGCAAACGUGAUAUUUAACAUUUAGUAUACAAACAUUGAUAUGUCAGUCGGUUAUAGGGUGAUCAGAAGAUUCCAAAGGUAAAUGUUGAUCGUGCAAUGGAAACUAAUCGAAGGAUGACGCGCUCAGGGUUGUGUCUGAUGGUGGUGAUGCUGGCUGUCCUCACUGCUCCCACCACAACUCAAAAACCUGCUCUAGAUGACUUUUCAGUGUCAGUCCCUGAUGCUCCAAUCACGGCAUGGUCAGGCUCCUCUGUCUCUCUACCUUGUGAACUCUCACCUCUCUUCAAUGCGGAGCCAUUGGAGGUGCGCUGGUACCGGUCCGAGAACUCCUACAGUCCUGCCUUGUUGUACAAGGAUCACAAGAUCCAGGAGGCUCCUGUGGACCCUCGGUACAGGGUCAGGGUUUCUCUAACUGGGGGGCUGGAGAGAGGGAACGUGUCCCUGACACUGGAGAGGGUCACACUGGAAGACAGGGGGGAGUAUGUGUGCCGUGUAAGCAGCGAACAAUGGUUCGAUAAGGCCAGUGUAUUCCUCACAGUAAAUGGUAAGUGGCUGGGGACAGGUUCACAGAACAUAUGCCUUGUCCAAUCUUUUCAUGGUUGUAACAUGACCUCACACCCACCCUUUAUAUUUUCACUAGUAUUAGGUAGUAUCCCAGUUCUCUCUGUAGCUGAAGCAAGAGGAGGAGGAGGUCAGGUGAAUGUUACCUGUUCAUCAGAGGGAUGGUCACCACAACCUAAACUUUCAUGGAAAAACAAAGAGGGGACAGAGAUCAGAAAUGAACAAGAAGUACUCAACACCUCUGAUCCCCAGGGCUUGGUGAAUGUCAGUAGUUGGCUGCUGUAUGCUCCCUCAUACUCGGAUUGGCUGGCCUGUACAGUCUCUCUGUCUGAGGAGGCGAAGAGAGAGGGCAGGAUUCUGCCACAUACAUACACAGCUCCUACAGCUGCACCUGGAGUUUACAAAGAGGCCUUCAUUGUGACUCUGAUCCUGUUGGUCCUGUCUCUGGUCAUCAUCUGUGCUCUGUGCUCCGUCAUCCUGUGGAAACGAAGAGGGUCCAUGUGGUCUUCAUCCCAAAAGUCCAGAAACCGUUCAGAUCAAACUGAGCUGGGACAGAGGCUGGCAGAGACAAAAAACCUAAUUGAAGGGGAAGAAAACACAAUCCCGAGACCUACCGACCAGAGAGCAGCUGGAAAAGAAGUGAAUCUGGAAGAGACAAAAAACCUAAUCCAAGGGGCAGAAAACACAAUCCCGCGACCUACCGACCAGAGAGCAGCUGGAAAAGAAGUGAAUCUGGAAGAGACAAAAAAACGACUUGAAGGGGCAGAAAACACAGUGCCGACACCUCCCAAACAGAAAGCAGCUGGAAAAGAAUUGAAUCUGGAAGGUGCUCCGUUAGGGGCAGAAACCACAGUGAAGACUCCUACAGAACACAUUGCAUCUGGUAAAGAAGUUAAUCUGAAAGAUUGGCACCAGGUGAAAGGAUUCAAAGAGAACAUCAUUCUGGAUGAAAAGACUGCGCACCCUGCUAUUAGAGUCUUUCAAAGAAAGCGUGCUCGUUACAUUAAAGAAAAAGAUACAGAAAACCCUUCUGUUAGAAUGCAUCUCCAUGUAUUUUCUCAAGAGAGUUUCAGUUCAGGACGACACUAUUGGGAAGUAAAGGAUCAAUCAACAAAAAAACUGUCAUGGUAUGUUGGUGUGGCCAGAGAAAAUGUUGAGAGAAGAUCUACUGUUCCUUUAACUCCACAGAAUGGUUUUUGGAUUCUUUCUUAUGAUAAAGAAAAAGGUUUCCAUGUCAAUACUGACCCUCAACCACCAAUAACUGUGGCAGAGCUCGCUAGGGUGGGAGUGUUUCUAGACUGUGACAGACACACUCUGUCUUUUUAUAACGUUGAUACAGAGUCACUUCUUUACACUUUUACUGAUGUGAAGACAUCAAACUACUUACCUGUGUUCAGCCCGGGACAACGUGACAGAUUCUCAAUAAGAAUCAUUUGAAUGCAUACCAAAACCCCUUUCACACCACUGAGCCAAGUCGAGCUGUACUACGCUGGCCUGGUUAGUAUAGGGUGGGUCAGCACGAUAGUGUGAAGAGGGUCUGAGAUGCAGGUGAAAUUCAUGUCAAAUGAGACAUGCAUUAUACACAUUUUAUGUUCAGUGAUACCAAGUUGUAAAUGUGUGUAUCUUUUUCCCAAAAAGUUUUCAGACGCCACAAGAAAAAGAGCACUAGUAAUGGCAUCUUUUGGAAGACAGUAACUCCACCAUGGUUCGUUGAACAAACCCUAUUGGAAAAUGAAUGUCGUUUUUGUAGAUUUUUGGGAUAGAAGUUGAAAAUAAGGUCUGUGGUAAACGCAGGCUUAGGAGCUAAUCUUCAUCAGCUAAAGUCACUGAUUUUUUUUAAAGCAUUUAUUUAAUCAGAAAAAACACAAAGGCUUAAUUCAUAACGUUCCUAUUAACUGAUGGAUAUUAUCUCAGAUCAUAAUGUAUAUCAUCUCCUAAGCCUGUGUUAACCUCAGACGUUAUUUUCUGCAUUUAUCCCAAAACUCUAUUCUUUCCCCCUAAGAAUGGCUGAACGAACCAAAACUUACUCAUACAAAUCUUUUACGACUACAAAUUGACGAGUUUUAUAUAAUCAACAAAAAAUAUGUAACUUUUUUUCAACCUGUAGCUAGAUUAUGAAUGUAUUCUGUGAAACUACUGUAGAACAUGUUAGCAAUAUCCUUUGUGUUCUUCAGUUCUGUUAAAAUGUUGUCCCAAUUAAUAAAUUACUGUAAUCUGUU